CCGGCGUCCUUGGGCUCCGCCCCCGGCAGGGCCCCAGCCUCGGAACGGGGGGGGGGGUGUCUAUAAACGAGAACCGCUGCGGCGGCUCCCCCAUCGGCACCGGGACCAUGGCAGCCGCUCACACCCUGCUCCUCCUUCCCCUGCUCGUGGCCUCGGCCUGGGCCCAGUGCCCGGCGCCGGCGGACCUGAAGAACGCCGACGAGAGCAAGAUCUGCGCCCAGCUGUACACCGACGCCAGCCCCUACUACGCCCAGUGCUGCGGGGGCAGCGUGCUGCGGGUGCAGCCCGGCGACGACGUCCCCUACAUACCCCUCGGCUGGAACAACAAGAUCUCCUCCCUGGUGGUGGCGCCGCGGUGCGAGCUCAGCGUCUGGUCCAGGACGGGCAAGAAAGGCAACAGCCGCAAGUUCAACGCGGGGGUGGUAUAUCGGCUGCAGGAGAUCAAGAAGGGGCUCCUGGGGAACUGGGACAACGCCAUCUCCGCCUACUACUGCAAGUGCAACUGAGGUGAGGCCAGGGGAGAAGCAGUGAGACCAGGCCUCCAGCCGGGCCCAACCUUUAUCCCACUGCACACACCAAACCUUCCGCCGGGCCAAGCCUUUAUCCCACCACCAAACCUUCCGCCGGGCCAAGCCUUUAUCCCACUGCUAACACCAAAUCUUCUGCCGGAUCAAACCAUUAUCCCACCGCCUGCACCAAACCUUCCGCCGGACCAAGCCUUUAUCCCACCGCACACGCCAAACCUUCCGCCGGACCAAGCCUUUAUCC
Molecule: messenger RNA, 768 nt
Organism: Mauremys mutica (yellowpond turtle)
Lineage: Eukaryota; Metazoa; Chordata; Testudines; Geoemydidae
Gene: SYCN
Product: syncollin
Exons: 1
Coding region: 108-506 (132 amino acids)
Biological process (GO): exocytosis
Cellular component (GO): secretory granule membrane
Source: RefSeq, a predicted model, not a curated record